AUGAGUAAAGACGAAACAAUUUCUUACUGUAAUGACCAAUUGGGCCCAUUGCCAACCACAGCUCCAAAAGUAUCUGAUAACGUUACUGACCUUUUCUCCUUCAAAGGUAAAGUUGUGUCAGUAACCGGGUCCUCCGGAGGUAUUGGUUGGGCUGUUGCUGAGGGCUUCGCUCAAGCUGGUGCAGAUGUAGCCAUUUGGUAUCAUUCUCACAAUGCUGAUGAAAAGGCCAAAUAUCUCCAAGAAAAAUACGGAGUCAAGUCAAUUGCUUAUGGAUGUAACAUUGGUGUUGCUGAGGAAGUCCAAAAAACAGUUGAUCAAAUUGAAUCUGAUUUCGGUAAGAUUGACGUUUUCGUUGCCAACGCUGGUAUUCCAUGGACGGAUGGACCAGAAAUUGAUGUUCAAGAUUUAAGCAAAUGGACCAAGAUUAUCGACACUGAUUUGAACAGUGUAUAUUACUGUGCUCAUGCCAUUGGUCCUAUUUUCAGAAAACAAGGUAAAGGCUCAUUGGUUAUUACUGCAUCCAUGUCGGCUACAAUUGUCAAUGUUCCGCAAUUGCAAGCAGCUUAUAAUGUUGCCAAAGCUGGGGUUAAGCACUUGUCAAAGUCGUUGGCGGUUGAAUGGGCUCCUUUUGCCAGAGUCAACAGUGUCUCACCAGGUUAUAUUUCAACAAAUUUGACAACCUUUGCCAACCCUGAUUUGCAAAAGAAAUGGGUGCAAUUGACUCCAUUGGGUAGAGAAGGGCAUCCAAAGGAAUUGGUUGGUGCUUACUUAUACUUGGCUUCCGAUGCUGCUACUUUCACAACUGGUUGUGAUUUAGCUGUUGAUGGUGGUUAUACUGUCCCAUAG
Messenger RNA from Lodderomyces parapsilosis, 846 nucleotides. Its product is annotated as SDR family oxidoreductase. Gene Ontology annotation, molecular function: oxidoreductase activity, acting on NAD(P)H, oxygen as acceptor. NCBI's taxonomy places the organism in Eukaryota, Fungi, Ascomycota, Pichiomycetes, Serinales, Debaryomycetaceae. The coding region runs from base 1 to 846 and encodes 281 amino acids. The record is from RefSeq and is a predicted model, not a curated record. Gene Ontology annotation, cellular component: intracellular anatomical structure. The transcript has a single exon.